This is a messenger RNA of Actinia tenebrosa (Australian red waratah sea anemone), 2240 nucleotides long. Its product is annotated as solute carrier family 12 member 1. Gene Ontology annotation, molecular function: sodium:potassium:chloride symporter activity. Gene Ontology annotation, cellular component: membrane. Gene Ontology annotation, biological process: potassium ion homeostasis; chloride transmembrane transport; sodium ion transmembrane transport. NCBI's taxonomy places the organism in Eukaryota, Metazoa, Cnidaria, Anthozoa, Actiniaria, Actiniidae. The record is from RefSeq and is a predicted model, not a curated record.
UUUCAACAGGUAAACUGGGGAUCGUCUACACAGGCGUACACAUACAUCCGGGCAUUACGCUUUGCUUACCGCCUUGCCAGAGUAGAAGAUCACGUGAAGAACUUUAGACCUCAGUGUUUAGUGUUGACUGGGGCCCCAUCAUCACGCCCGAAUCUCACGUACAUCGUGUCUCAGAUGACUCGUAAUGUUGGACUCAUGAUUUGCGGCCAGGUCAAAGUUGGCAAGUUUUGUAAGCCUUCGGCUUAUGAGAAUCGAUGGCUUAGAAAACAAAAGAUACAUGCCUUCCAUACGAUAUGUACAGCGCCGACUCUCCGUGAAGGUGUCCAAAGCUUGCUACAGAUUGCUGGGAUCGGCAAACUGAAGCCAAACACACUCGUACUCGGAUUCAAAAACAACUGGAUACGAGCACCGCCUUCUGAAAUCGCAGAAUACGUCAACAUCAUUAACGACGCGUUCGAAAUGAAUUACGGGGUUGCUAUACUGCGCAUGAGCGAGGARUAUCAAAUGGAAGAAGAAGAAUGUGAUGACGACGACUGGAUGGGUGAUAAGGAGGAGGAACGAUUCCUUCCAAAGACCAGGAAUCUAUCUGGCAGCAAGGACAGUUUAUCCAUCCGACCUGAAAGCCCAAGUCAUGGAAGUCAAGUAUUUUCUGAUAAACCUCAAGACGCGAGCAGGAAAAUUUUCCACGUCGAGCGAACCGCAACGCCAGAAAGCUCGAGUCUCUUGGCAGAAAUAUUUGACAGCAUAGGAGACGAUGCUGAGGGGAAGCAGAAGCAAAGUAAUGAUGAUAAAAAAGAAUUUGUAGUUGCAAAGAAUGUUGAUUUGAAUUCGGACAAGAAGGAUACGAGCUCGGUGUCUGACUCCGCUGCUCCAACUAGCGAGCUUGACUUUCCUAGUGGGAGCACUAAAGUUGAAGUUGGCUCGCUUGCAACAAGAGAAUUCUCGGUAAGUGAAUUUAGGACCUCUGAUUCAAAUAUAAGUCAGACUUUGACGGUGGAGAUUGAGAAAACCAAAGAAGUCAGCAGCAAGCAGUCCCCUUCCCUUUCCCCUUCACAUGAAACAUCCGUGGAUCCACUUCCUGUCCGACAAGAACCAGUCAUGGAGUAUUCUCCUUCUAGUCCUGUUUCUUUCCAAGGCAAACAAAGAGGAACAAUUGAUGUGUGGUGGCUGUCAGAUGAUGGUGGGCUCACCAUUUUAAUUCCCUAUCUUCUGAGUCUUCACCAUUCAUGGAAAAACUGCAAACUACGCAUCUUCACACAUGCCACUAGUGGAAACAUUCAGGAUAAUAUAGUUCGUAUGGCGAACUUGCUGAAGAAAUUCCGUAUCGAUUUUUCAAGUAUAGAAGAAGUGAAAGGAAUACGUGAGCCUCCUUCCAAGGAAAGUGUUGAGGAAUUUCUCAAGUUGCCAAUUCGAAGUGAAUUCGAAGAAGGAGGGAUGCAAAUGGAUAAACGUAUACUAAGGCAUAUUCGUAUUGGAGAAUUAGUUCGCAAGCACUCCAAAGAUGCAAGGCUAAUUGUGAUGACUUUACCCGUACCCAAAGUAGAAAUAAUGUCAUGUAUGAUGUAUAUGAGCUGGCUGGAAGUCUUGUCAGCAGACUUGCCUCCAGUUCUUCUUGUCCGUGGAAACCAAACGAGUGUUCUUACUUUCUAUUCUUAGACAUGAACACUUUUUUAUUGUCAUUUUUUACCACUCUUUUAUAUUAAUCGAAGCCAAGAGACUUCAAGUUUUUCAAUUCACGUGAUGGCAUCCAUUACAGGCAGGAACAAUAAACUUUUUUUACAGUUUGAAUUGUGGGAUGCCAAGAUGACAAAUACGUAGAACAUUUAUGAAGCACAGAGUUGCAGGGUUAAGUUUUCAAAUAAUUUGAAGUCUUGGUGUUUUGCAUAUUGUUCCACCUACCAGCAAACUCAAUUGCUCCUUAGAUGUGCUUCUUAUUGAAGAAUGUAAAGUUAUAUAAAAAGAUAUCUCAGCGAAAAAAAUUUCAACGCUGUAUAUACAUGUACAACCAAGUAUCUGAAGAUGCGUCAAACUUCCCCAAAGGCAAAGAUUUCCACAAGUACAACACACGUAACAAGAUCUUUUUACGAUAACUUAGAAAUUUCUCGCUCGCUUAUUUAACGAAUAGACAUCAGUUUUUUAUGUGUCUGUCCUCUUAUUGACGAUAAAUUGCGUCACCACAUUGUCAAAGUAGUGUGGAUCCACGAGGCGUAGCCGACACUACUUUGAUAAGACGCAAUUUA